Messenger RNA from Staurois parvus, 363 nucleotides. Lineage: Eukaryota; Metazoa; Chordata; Amphibia; Anura; Ranidae. The record is from the annotation of a GenBank genome assembly.
CAAAUUCCAGGUUUACACACCACGACAACAGCAUUGCUACGGGUCCCAGGUGAUAGCAAUCGUUCUUCACCAGCUCCUUCUAGCUAUCCUGGUACUCCAAGUAAAGCAACACCCCCACGUACACCAUCAUCAUCCUCCCAAGGCAGGAAGGCAUCACAUCGCUUUGCAGAUACCGUAGAAGCACUUCGCAACAUUGGUGCUCUGUCUGAGGAACAUGCAUUGGUUCAAGCAAGGGUGAAAACAUUGGAGAAAAUCAAAGCAGACAGAGCAGAACUCAGCAUGCUGCAAAGAUCUACAGCUGAACAUCUGAGAAUCCUGUCUGACCUGCAGGAGAAGCUGAGCUCCCUUUAUAGAGAUAUGCUA